Messenger RNA from Aphanomyces astaci, 1775 nucleotides. RefSeq lists its product as hypothetical. Gene Ontology annotation, molecular function: aldehyde dehydrogenase (NAD+) activity. The coding region runs from base 18 to 1601 and encodes 527 amino acids. NCBI's taxonomy places the organism in Eukaryota, Oomycota, Saprolegniomycetes, Saprolegniales, Verrucalvaceae. The record is from RefSeq and is a predicted model, not a curated record. The transcript has 6 exons.
GAUUCCAAUCGACGAACAUGCUAGCACGCCGCGCGACUCAACACGUCCGUCUCGGCGGCAUCCGCCACCAAAGCGCAUUGACCUUCUCCAAGUACCCCUUCCUGAAGGAACUUGGCUUGAGCGAAACCAACGACGGUGUGUUUGACGGAUCGUGGUUCGGUAACGGCCCCGUGUUCACGUCGGUGAACCCUGCGACUAACGAACCGAUCGCCAAGAUUCGCACGGGCACCAAGGCCGACUACGAGCGCGUCGUGAAGAGCAUGGAUGCUGCGAAGAAGGACUGGGCAGAAGUCCCCGCGCCUAUUCGAGGUGAAGUGGUCCGUCAGAUUGGCGACGCGUUGCGCGCCAAGCAAAAGGCGUUGGGCCAUCUCAUUGCGCUGGAAAUGGGCAAGAUCGCCGUCGAAGGCGUGGGCGAAGUGCAGGAAGCGGUGGACAUUUGCGAUUUCGCCGUGGGUCUGUCUCGCUGCCUGAACGGCUUGAUCAUUCCUUCGGAACGCCCGGGACACUUCAUGAUGGAGCGCUACAAUCCCCUCAAGGGUCACGUGGGUAUCAUCACGGCCUUCAACUUUCCCUGCGCCGUCGUGUUCUGGAACGGCGCAUUGAGCUUGGUCGCCGGCAACACCCAGCUAUGGAAGCCUUCCGACUCGCUCUGCUUGACAGCCAUCGCAUGCAACAAGGUCGUCUCGGACGUCCUCACCGCCAACGGCUACAACCCCGCCAUCGCCUCGGUCAUCUGCGGCAGCGGCGCGGAAGUGGGCGAGCCCAUGAUCCAAGACAAGCGCAUGGAGUUGAUUUCGUUCACAGGAUCCACCCAUGUUGGUCGACAUGUGAGCCAAGUGGUGGCGGCCCGCUUCGGCAAGUCCAUCUUGGAGCUGGGUGGGAACAACGCGAUGAUCGUGGAUGCCGACGCCGACCUGGACAUGGCCCUGCGUGCGACACUGUUUUCGGCCGUGGGGACCGCCGGCCAGCGCUGCACGACGCUCCGCCGCCUUUACCUGCACGAAGCCAUUUACGAGUCCUUUGUGGCCAAGCUUGUGACCGCGUAUGACCAGAUCACGAUCGGCGACCCUCUGGACCCCAACACGUUGUGCGGGCCGCUGCACAACCAGGCGGCGGUGGACAACUUCGUCAACGGCAUCAAGUCUAUCCUCGCCCAACACGGCAAGGUGCUUCGAGGCGGCAAGGUCUUGCCUGGCCCAGGCAACUUUGUCGAACCGACGUUGGUGGCCAUUGAACACGACGCUCCCAUCGUUCAAACAGAGAUCUUUGCGCCGAUCACGUACGUGAUGAAGUUUGCCGACUUGGACGAAGCGAUUGAGAAGAACAACGACGUGCCCCAGGGAUUGAGCUCGUCCCUGUUUACAAACAACCAGGCGGCGAUCUUCAAGUGGACGGGCCCCGCCGGGUCGGACUGUGGCAUUGUCAACGUCAAUAUUGGCCCCAGCGGCGCAGAGAUUGGCGGCGCGUUCGGCGGCGAAAAGGAGACGGGCGGCGGACGCGAGUCUGGCAGUGACUCGUGGAAGCAGUACAUGCGUCGAUCCACGUGCACGAUCAACCACAGCAAGGACCUGCCGCUGGCCCAAGGCAUCAACUUUGGUUAACUGUUAACACGAACACCCCCCCCACACGAAGUGAAAUAGAGUUAGUUGGUUGCCUCUGUCCGACUUGAUCAUUCAAGUGUCGAUAACUACUAGUAUUGGUUGCCCAUGUUGCCUAUGCAUUUUUGCCGUGCUUGACCUCUCUACCGAGUCAGCUCCAUGACUGGACACAGCAGC